Messenger RNA from Labrus bergylta (ballan wrasse), 3916 nucleotides. The record is from RefSeq and is a predicted model, not a curated record. NCBI's taxonomy places the organism in Eukaryota, Metazoa, Chordata, Actinopteri, Labriformes, Labridae.
AGUUGCACAGAAGAAAACCAUCAUCAGUCCAUUAUCAACUCACCCAUCAGAGACACCUGUGUCAUCUGACAUUUGUUCCAAUUCUAAAGAAACUUCUGUUUUCUCUUAAAACCCCUGAGAUGUCAGGAACACAACACAAUGUUCAAGAGAGUUACCAUUACGCUCUGGAACAGCCACUGGUUUGGAUGAAUCAUCUACAUCAUCCAGGGUGUCAGCAUCAGUCCUUUCAAAAUCAACAAUAAUCAUUAACACUAUUGAGCCUUCAGCUUUACCUGAAGAGUCCCCAGAACAGACAACUUCAAAGUUGCAAAAAGAAAUCAUAAGCAUGGUAGUGCCGGACUGUACAUCACCCAGUGACCCUGCUAUAGAACAGUCACCUGCUGUCAUUCAUCUGAGGUCCAUCAAACCCAAGGACCCAUCUGACCCUCAUUUACAGAUGACUAAAAGACAGUUCUUGGCCCAAUUAGCUGUAUCACCGAUUGUGCAAGACCCAAAACAGCCCCCCACCAAUGACUCUGUAGAUACCAACAGUUCCUGUCCUACAACCAGCACCAGUGACAAAAAACUGUUACAAAAAGACGUCCUUGUGGCCAAUCUCAGACAUCACCUCAAAACUCACAUUCAGGCUGGAAACUCAGAGACAAGUCAGGAGUCAUGUACGGAAACAGAGACUCUCACUAGAUGCUCUAACGACGCUAAAUUAGAAGAAGACAGUCCAGAGGACACAAGCACAGCCAUUGAACCCAUUCCUCUUAGUCCCAAAGAACAAGGAACGGUUUUGGAUGUAACCUCUCCUAAAAAGACAAUCAGUGAUCCCUCUCCUAUCACUACAAGGAGAUCUGGUAUAUGUAAAAACAGUGCAAGUUCCAAGAGAUCUCUAAGGGGUCUUUCCCCUGUCAGCUCAAGAAGGUUCAAAGCCACUGGUGAAUCCAUGCCUGUGAAUUCCAACAGCUCAAAUUCAGGCAGAGAUUGCAUUGAUUCAAAACAUACAAAGACCUCUUCUGUGAGUCCUCGGACGUCUAACUCAACUGUAGAAAGUGCUUCCCCUAAAAAGACCAGAAACACUUCUGUUAGUCCUAGGAGGUCUAAUUCAACCAAACCAAGUGCUUCCCCUAAAAAGACCAGAAUCACUUCUGUUAGUCCUAGAAGGUUUAAUUCAACCAAACCAAGUGCUAUUCCUAAAAAAGAUCAGAAACACUUCUGUUAGUCCUAGGAUGUCUAAUUCAACCAAACCAAAUGCUAUCCCUAAACAGACCAAAAACAUUUCAGUUAGUCCUAGGAGGUCUAGUUCAACUAAACAAUGUUCUACCCCUAAAAAGACAAAAAUAACGCCUGUUAAUCCUAGAAGGACUUGUUCAACUAAAGAAAUCACUAGUCCCAAGAAGAUCAAAACCACUUAUGUGCAUCCCAGGAGGACUAGUUCAACUGGAGAUGGUCCUAGCCCAAAAAGUAAAAAAACAGUUGGUUCUCCUGCUGAAACCCCUAAAAGGACUAGAUCGUUUUCUACUCGUCCUGGGACAUCUGGUUUAGGUAAAAAUGAUUCUAGCCCUAAAAUACCUACCAAUGAUGGUGCUUCCUCUAGAAAUGCUAAAAGUAGAACUAAUCUCCAAAAUGUUGGAAGGACUAAAUUGGCUGAGGGUUUUAGUUCUAGUAAGACUGGGGAAUCCACACCUGCCAAGAAACCCAAAUUAGCUCAAGUUCCUUGUCCAAAGAAUAAUUUAAGAGGGGUCAAUUUGAAGAAUUCUCCAAAAGACAAAACAGUAGCUAAAAUAGAAAAUCAAUCUAAUCUACUAAAUGGAGCCAAAACAAGCCAGUUAGCAGAGAACAGUGCUAGCACAGAGAAUGUAAAGAAAUGUACAGCUAAAGGUUUGUGGACUCCUCCUACACUGCUAAUCGGUAAAACCCCUUUAGCGUUGAGAAAGAGGUCAAUGCAAUUAGAGACUGAAUCCCAGGAUCAGACAUUAGUUUACCCCCCCAGUGUUUCUCGCCAUCCAAUCCCUGUCAAAGCACCAGCUGUUGUAUCACCAUUACAGCCUUUAUCAGUCAUUGGUUGGCGUCUCUUGAAGAACCAGUGUGGGGAGUGUGGGCGUGUCCUCAGCAGCAAUGCUGCUCUGGAGAGCCACGUCAGUCUCCAUGCUGGUCGCCGUCCUUUCUCCUGCACACUUUGUGGAAAGCGCUUCCCAGACUCAAAGGGUCUAAAACGGCAUGGACGAGUGCACCGCAAUGGUAGGAUCCAUAUCUGCAAGCAGUGCGGGAAGGGAUUUGUCUACAGUUUUGGCCUUACCAAGCACCUCCAGAUAGUGCACGGCAGGGAUCAAGCCUUUUGUCUGCCAGGUCUGCAACAAGGGAUUUUUCUCAAAGCGAGAUGUGGAAGCCCACAUCCGGAUCCACACAGGAGAGAAACCAUUCCAUUGCAACCUCUGUGAAAAAAAAUUUGCAAGGAGGACAGAACUAAAUAUGCAUUUGAGGUGGCAUAAUGGGGAGAAGAGACAUUGGUGUCCAUACUGUGGGAAAGGAUUUUUAGACCUCAAUAACUUGAAAAGGCACAAAUAUACUCACACGGGAGAGAAACCACACUCCUGUCCACACUGCCCAAAGAACUUCUCGCAGUCAGGCCACCUGAAAAAGCAUGUGAAGAAUGUCCAUAAAAUCCAAUGAGAGAUGGGCAUCCACUGAAAACAGUUUUUUAUGUAUUUUUAUUUAAUUACUGAAAUUGUAACAAUUGUAUUUUUAGACUUGUUACAUACAGAUCCUGUUUUUUUGAUGCCGCUUUAUUUUGAAGUGAAAGUAAAUAUGAAGUUUCUGUUAGCAGAUUACAUUAUUAUUUCAUUGUUUUCAUAGUUUUAAGUCAUGAAAGAGUAGUUCUUGGGAACAUUUCGAUGGGAUCUUAAAUGUUAAUGCCAUGUCUGCGUACGGAGUGUGAAGCGAGGAGUCUUUUGGCUUUACAAGAAGGCUGGAAAUAUACAUUUGUGCUGAUUCUUAAAAAAAAAAAAAGAAGUAUGGUAGUCCUUUGUAUGUUUAGAUUUAUUAAAAAAAACAACUGUUAAUGGUAGAGCUUCAAAUGUGCUGGAUGCCUUUUCAGGUUUUGACAACAUAACGCUAGCCGUUUCUCCCUCACACCAGUCUUUAUGUGGAGCCAGAAAGGUUCUCUUCACACUCCUCCUCCAACACACAGUGCAGUAACCCCUAUUGUAAAAGAAGGAUGGCCUUUUUAACCCUUAGUGUGCAUGGAAAGAGCUUUUUCUUUUGAUGUUUUAAUGGAGAGGGAAAACUUUUAUCUUUGUCAUUUUGUUAAAAUAAUUAUUACCUUCAUUUUAAAUAUCAGAACCAUUGUUAACCUAAUGCUUUCCUUAUUUAUUUAUAUUUUUAAGUAUUGGUAAUUAGAUGAUAACUGCAGGUUUUUCUAACAACCUUGUUCCACACACAUUUUAACCCCCAGCUAGCUUCUAUGAUGUUGAAGAAACAUUCAUUGUGGACAAGGGUUCUUCGUGAAACCUGCUGAACGCAUGAGUCGUAGCACAUUUUGCUGUCAAACAUUUUCUUCUAUUUUUUGACGCAAAAAAAGAAUGAACAGAAUAUUGCAAGUGUACAAAGUGUUGUGAUAUAACUUUAGAAGUGUAAAUAAUUUUGACUGCUGUACAGUGUGAAAAAAAAAAAUCUGAUUUAAUUCGGUUUUCUUAUUGAUCAGUUACAAUGCCAGUUUAUAUACCAGACACCUAGUGUCUUUUCAAUAGAGCACAUGGAGUCUGUUUACAUGUACGUGGCUUUGAAUGAAUGCAUAAGACGACAUCUAUUAUCAGAUAUAAAGUCCAACAAGCAGGAAGUCAUUAGGGCACACUUUUAACAACAGCUGUGUUGUAAAAUACCGAUGUACAAUAAAAUCUGACCUAAACUGAAAUUCAACCUUUUGUUUUUG